UGCAGCUUUGCUGAAAAUACUACAGAAUAGGUCUUCUGUCUUCAAUAAUGAUAUACAGCCUAUGCAGGUGGGGAUACAUUUUGAGCAACCAAUGGCAUAAUUAGUCUAAAUGUGUGACGUGAGCUGUUAUCGUGUUGUGCUCGAGGUCUGCACCUGUUCACUAGGACACUGAAGCCCCCGGUGAGUGUUCCGUAUGCGUGUGGAAACAUCACUUUGUUUUGACAUUUUAAACCCCUUUACUUGAAUUAAUUACAUGGCGCGUUAUUUCUACCGAAUAUUUACAGUGAAGGCUGGUUUAGCAGUUACUAGGAGUUAUGCCAUCUAGACCCGUGAACGGCUGUUGUUCAGACCAGUGAUAUUCGGUGAAGAAGGCAAGAAGCUGUAGCCAAGUCAUAGUGUGCAGUUCCAACUGCGAUGUUCGGCCAGUCACCUCACGUUCUUGGAGGCAUCUUGUGGAUUCAGAAUCCAAUGAGAGCUGUCCACUGCAACCUGAGCCAGAAUGGGAUCGACCACCAGAUGAUGUGCCCGGACGACGUGACCUCACACCUGGAGGAGCAGCCCCUGGACCAAGGCGCCGUGCUGGACGACGACAGCCCCACCUAUCAGGACGUGCGCCCCGGGUACCAGCGCCACUCACUGCCCCAGCGCUCCGUCUCCGAGUCAGAACUCUCACGGCCGGGGAAUGUAAAGCUGUCCAAGCCAGUGGUCCUGUGGACCCAGCAGGACGUGUGCAAGUGGCUGAAGAAGCACUGCCCCAAGCAGCACCAGAUCUACAGUGACUCCUUCAGGCAGCAUGACAUCACAGGGCGGGCUCUGAUGAGAUUGACAGACAGGAAGCUGGAGCGAAUGGGCAUCAUGCAGGAGGGCCAACGGCAGUACAUCCUCCAGCAGGUCCUGCAGCUCCGCGUCAGAGAAGAAGUCCGCACCCUGCAACUACUCACGCAAGCCUCUCUGGAGGGAUCUCCGUAGCCCAGGUGUUCUUGGAAACCAGCUGCCAACAGGACCCGGUCUCCCUCCGAUCCUGGGCUUCCUACAUCUGACCCUUGACCUCCUCCCACCACCAAUCAAAGCCAUCCUAACCCCAACCUCAUACCUAACUCCAAUCUGAAUCCUAACCUUGAUUUUAACCCCAUGCUUAAUUUCAAACAUUCAAACAAGACAAGUCAUUGGCCUGUCCAGUGACUUAUCACAGACAGACAAUCAUUUUCUUGCCUUUAACCAAGAGUUUCCACUACAUUUGUCCCUAUCCCAUCCCAACUCUCUUACCCCUUCUGAAUUACCACCAGGGCUCUAUUCUGAGAACAAGCAUCAAAAAUGUAUCCAUCCUCAACUGAUGAUCCCACGACAAGGACUGUGGAGAACAAUGAGAAAACAAACACGUCAAAGAUGGCGUCCACUUCCAACAACCUUCUCACUGUAUAGUAAAUCCUCCAGUGUAGAACAGACCUUAAGUGUGAAUAGUACCCCCACGAUACACCACCGAGCAGGUGUGUAUAACAUUCUAGUGACUUCUAAUGGUGACUUUAGAGACAUUGGGUACACCAGCCUUCCUCUCUCUCUGUCCUCACUGACUAAAUCGCCAGAGCAGUGAGAGGGCGCUACAUUUUGCAUUCCUUUCCCCUCUCUGUCCCUCCUUUUUCUGACUGUUGUCUGCAUUGAUUCUGUGCCCUGUCAGAGUUUGGGCUUGCCUGGUGAAAAUGACAUCUGUUGUCCCGUCUGUCUUUUCCUCGCACCUUUCCCCUCCUUCACUUGGUGGGUCGCUUUCUCAGUGCGGUCUUCAAGCCUUCACUGUGAAUACGUCCAGGUGUGGCAUGAAGGGGGAGAACCUGGCAAACCAAAAGGUACUAAAUGUGAUGGUGAAAAGACCCUGGCAAACCAUUAGGGAGGAAAUGUGAUCGUGAAAAGACCUGGCAACAUUAAAUGGAACACGGUAUGGUAUUGCGAGGACCUGGCUAAAGUGCUUUUGAGCCAGGGGAAAUGAAAUGACGGAGAACCUACAUGGAACAAUUGGUUGGUUGAGGAUAUGGUUGAGGGAGAGAACGAGGCAAGUUCUUCUCUACUGAUGAUGAUGAAGAAGAAAAAGAUUCUCUCACAUAUCUCACUGCUUGAGACUAUUUUUAGAUGAGGUAUAUUGAAAAUAGUGUAGAAAGGAAAAUGUACCGUGGGCAAAACAAAUCAUCCAAUGUCUGUCAAGCCUCAGAGAGAGACGUGGUAUGUACCUCUCGGGUACUGUUUUUAUGAGAAACUAACUCUUUGCUGUGACUGUUCAUGUGAAAUGGCCAUUCACUGGUGAUAUAAAGGCAUUUUACCGGUCAUGCCAACAAACCUGUUGCUUGGGCCAUCGUGACCUAUAUGUGUGUUUUCACACUUUGUAGCCAGUAAUAAACUUUAACUAAAGCCAGUAUGCUGGAGUGAUUCCUAUUACCCAUGUAUCACUACCAGUGUAGCAUGACCUAUUGUUACCAUCACAACAACCUCCUCCCUGUGAAUAUGAAUAAAUGCGGAUCGAAAAAAAUUGAAAUGGCCACCAAGAAACCAAAGGGGGAGAAUUCCAGCCCUGGAGAGCCUUUGAUUUAGAGGAAUUUAAUUGCAACAUUGGGUCUUGUGUGUUACGAGCGUCCAUUGUUUGGUUUGGAGCUUGCCUUAUGCUCUCUAGUGGUUGGUUGGCCCAGUAGUAGCAGAUUAGUAUUGAUUAAACCUUCAGGACUGCGUUACCCUCCAGGCCUGGAAUAGCCCAAUCCCUGACAUUGGAGAGGUAAGGAAUGCUGAUACUUGGUCACAUGGGAUGAAGUUGUCCAUAUCAAAAUACAAGUGGCUAUUUCAUGCUUCGGUGGAGCUCUGGUGUCAGUGUCUCUCUUGGACUGUGUGGGCUGCCUGCCCUGCCUGGCUGCUUCCAGUCUGGAAGGCUGGCGCUCUGAUUUCACAUCAUCUGGAUGUCAAUAGCCAAACUGGGAGGAGCGGUCUACAGAGUUAACACAAGGAAGUGUUUUGUUGAGGACAGUAUUGAAUUCAGUGUUUGGGUAAGGGAAAAAGCCUCCUGCAACUGUAACAUGUCAGGAUGGAGGGGUGUUUUGGGGAAGGGAAGUAUGAUUACUUUGUGUGCCGUAGCCAACCAUGUGACUUUCAAGGCAUUUCGAACCUGGGUCGUGCUCAUUAGGGAAUACCAUAACAAAACGUUUUGCAACAGAAAACAAAAGCGAUCGUUUCUUAUUGGACAAGUCCAGGUAGUCCCUCCCUGUUUUCUCCUGUUUGGUUCCUAAUGAACACGACUCUGCCAGCUCUGCCAAGGUGCCCGAGGACUUGCCUGAACUGGCUCUUUCCACAAUCUCCUGAUUUAUUUUUUUAGGCAUUUGGAAUUUUUUCAUUGGCGCUUUGCUAGUACACUGUUACACAAAAUAAACCUUAUACUGAGCCUCACUUUCUUAUUGCACAAGAAAAACAUGCAAGCAAAUAGAAGCAGACAUACAAGGAAUUGUGUCACUACACAUAGUCAGACAUUACAUUCACAGGUGUAUAUGCAUCCAUCACAUUCUCCAUGAGUCAUUCAGUAUCGCGGUAGUAUCCACAUAGUGUAGAAGUGUUCUUAUUUACAUUUUUAUUCAACUUGUCAAGUCAGUUAAGAACAAUGACGGCCUACACCGGCCAAACCCGGGCGCCGCUGGGCCAAUUGUGCGCCGCCCUUUGGGACUCCCAAUCACGGCCGGUCGUGAUACAGCCUGGAUUCGAACCAGGGUGUCUGACGCCUCAAGCACUGACAUGCAGUGCCUUAGACCGCUGCGCCACUCAGGAGCCAAUAAAAGUGACUGAAAUAAUGACGUAAUACAUUAUUUACCAUUUAUUUCUAUCGGGCCAAAAAUGAUCUGAAGCGCAACUACAACAAACAGUAAAUGCAUCCAACAAGUUUUUAGUCACAAGCUUGACGUAGUUAUUGUGUGCUAGAAAUAUGGGACCAAAUACGAAACAUUUUAAGUGAAUUUGUCCCAAUACCUUAGUCCCCCCAUUUUAGGGGACCAAUGAACAAAAAGUGGUGUAAUUUCUAAAUAGUUCACCUGGAUGAAAAUACUCUCAAAUUAAAGCUGACUGCACUUUAAUCAUUUAAAUCCAAAGUGCUGGAAUACGGAGCCAUGAAAACAACAAAAUUGUCACUGUCCCAAUACUUUUGGUGCUCACUGUAUUUGGAAAGAUCUAGACAAUGGGGACUGUCUAAUUUUAUUUAUUUUGUUGUGUGGUUUUUUUGCAAUAUUGCAGAGAAUGAAGUUGGGUUACUUCUAAGUAACUUUGGGUUGCUUAGAUUUAGAUUUUGUUUCGGUGUGAAUUGAGACCGAUACGUUCAUAUCAGUUGUGUUACUCCCAUGUAUUCACCAUUCUUUAUUUCUAUUGUGGAUAGUUUCUGUGAACCAAUGGAAAGGCUUACAAAACAAUGAGCAAACCAGAUUUUGUAUUGAAAUACAUGGACUUGGAUUGUGAUGAUACCGAUGAAUGAAUCCUGCACACGAUGUUCUUUAUUUUAUAUUUUUAUCAGGAAUAAUGUUUGACUUGACGUGUAUGAAAUUGUUUGAUCAAAUAUGCAUAAAAGGGUAGUAGUUCUGCACCUUUGUAUAGUUUUUCUUCCAAUAUUGAUCAUGAUUUAGUAUCUGCAAAGAAAAUGUAUUGAUCUAAUGGGAUUUUUAAGACUGUUUUGUCUGCUUGGACUCGAAAGAUAAAUAUGGUUGCAGGCAGUGGUGUUAUUUUCAUGAAUCUAUUUGCAAUUUUGACGGUAGACUAUAAUAUCGUUUUUUUUAUGUAUUUGUUUUGCGAAGGCAACUACAUUACAUUUUGAAAACGCAUUUACUGUUUUGCAAAAGGCCACAUAGUUCUGCCUUGUGGAACACUGUUUUGAAAAUCGACAACAUUGUGCAAAAAAAUUGCUCGUACGCAAUUGAGAAACUGUAAUGUAUGAUUUUUCUUCCAUAUUUACAGAAUGUUUUAAUUACUUGCUGGUGUUUUCCGUAUCAGACAGGCAUGCAGACCAAGUCUUCAGCCCCCUUCCCCUCCAUCUACAUAUAGGGUGCAUAAUCUUAGAUAUCAAUGAAAUGUUGGCAACACUUCACAUAUGUCAUAACAGCUGACAUUACAUGUCAUAACCUGUUUAUAAUAUGGUCAUGACACUUUAUAUUUAGACCUGUGGAGACAUUAUUUUAUGGCUGUUGUGACCCCUACAUAAGAGUCACAGGAGGCUGGUGAGGGGAGGAUGGCUCAUAAUAACGUCUGGAACAGAGUGAAAGGCAUCAAACACACAGAAACCAUUUGAUACCAUUCCACCAGUCCCGCUCCAGCUAUUACCAUGAGCCUGUCCUCCCCAAUUAAGUCUCCACCAACCUCCUGUGAUAAGAGUGUCAAAACUUACCACAGUAGUUAUUUUAUGGCAGGUUAUGACACCUACAUAAGUGUCAAAAUGCACAAAACCUACCGAACAAUGCAAAACAUUCCAUUACGCCAUAACCUACUUUUCAACAGUAUGUCAUCGUUUUUAUUGACCAUAAUAAAUGAUCAUUGUAAUUGCGUACACAUUGACGUCAGACAUGCACCUACCCCACGCUCUGUUGCUGAUGACUGGGAUGAAUGCAGGAGCAGGACGGAUAUAAGGGCAUGUACGUCAUCGGCCUAUCUGGCUUAUAUGAUUAUGAUGGUCAUAAUGCAUCUUGGCAAUGUCAUAAAGUGUAUUUUCUACAAGUUAUCUCAACUAUGAGGUUUGGAAAAAAACAUGACUGUAAAUAAUUCAUAACAACAACAAAGGGUUUGAAAAACAAACUUUGAACCGAAAGGAAGCUUCUUGGCAGGGAAAAAAACUCAUUUGAAUAAAUGUGGGUUUUGACACUUAUGUAGGCGUUAUAACCAGCCAUAAAAUAACGCAAUAUAUGUCACAGCAGGUGUAAAUACAGUAUAUUAGUCAGGAGUGUUAUGAACAUAUUUCAGGUUAUACACGUUAUGUUAGCUGUUAUGACAUGGUUAUGUGUAAAGUGUUACCAAAUAAUAAUAUAACAUAUAAACCAAUUAACAGUGGGGUUUGUAGUCUUAUUAUUCUUUGUAAAAAAAAAAAAGUUUUUAAGUAACUUAUUUGAAAUAUACUUGCUCAUUGUAUAUUGAGUGAUGUUCUACUGUAGUGUACAUUAUUGAGCAUACCCCGCUGCAUAUUGUUACAUACACCAAAUGUUCUUUACACACCUUUUAUUGUGUUGUGUAACCUAACUGACUGCUAAAUAAAGUGUGAAGACACAGAUCCUGAAGAUG
Messenger RNA from Oncorhynchus masou masou (cherry salmon), 6270 nucleotides. Its product is annotated as sterile alpha motif domain-containing protein 12-like. The coding region runs from base 415 to 969 and encodes 184 amino acids. Gene Ontology annotation, molecular function: protein binding. Gene Ontology annotation, biological process: cell surface receptor protein tyrosine kinase signaling pathway. Gene Ontology annotation, cellular component: cytoplasmic side of plasma membrane. Lineage: Eukaryota; Metazoa; Chordata; Actinopteri; Salmoniformes; Salmonidae. The record is from RefSeq and is a predicted model, not a curated record. The transcript is spliced from 5 exons.